AUUGAACCUGUUGCUGCAUUAGCCGAGUUGUAUUUUGCUAGAUAGGGGAAGGAGGGUUGUCUGCUGUCUGGUAGGAGGGCUUUGUCUGUGUGUGCCUUUCUCUCUCUCUCCCUCUUUCUCUCUCUCUCUCUCUGUCUCUCGCACUCUCGCUUGCUCGCUCUCGCUCUCUCUCUCGCUCUCUCUCUCCCUUUCCCGUCUCUGUGGUUUGUAAGGUAGGUUGCAGUGUGUGUAUAUACACAACAUCAAGAGCAGGAAAAUGGACUCAUUAGGGAGGCAGGCAGUCAUUACCACUCACACUGUACUUCCAGGGAGACAGCGACUAUGAGGAGACAAACUGAGGACUGGGGAACAAGCAGCAUAAAAAAGAAGUGUUAGGAGCUGCUCUUAACCCUUUCGGAGUCCGAAGUCAAAAGAUUUCCCACAGUAGAAAAGCAGGGAUAGGACUAGACGGCUGAAAACAUUGCUAGACCUCUUUAAGAGCACCAGCACAUCAAGGUGUGUAUUAUACAGAGUCUUUUCAAGAAGAAAUCCCAGCCUAGUUCUUUCAGUUCUGCCAGCCAAGCCCUUCCUUGAGCGAGCGAUCAACUGUGGUGUUGGUGACGUUGGUUCUGGGCACUUCCUGCAACUCCAGGGAACCAGAGGGCUUGACACAUCCUUUACAUCCUGCAUUUACUCUGACCACAGUCCCUCCCUGUUCUCACAAGUGGAGCUCAGCCCUGCUUCCCUUCCUGUUGAUUCCCAGUCAGCUACAUGACUGCCUGAAGUUACAUUGUAGAUGCUGAAAUCACUGCACCUUAAAAACAAAAAGAUUAAGCUGCACUGUAUUCCUCAGUGGUUGGCAGUUUUCCUCAACUUUGCAAGACAGAGAGAAUUGGUUGGAAUGAAACCUUGCUCUCCGUACAGUCCGCUUGAGAUGCAGCAUUGAAAGAUCACUGACGAUCAGUUUGUGGCCUUCCCCUGAAGGAACCUUUCCUGUCUCUUGUAUGAGGAAACUGAGGCACAGAGCUUUUGGGUGACUUUUCUAAGUUCACACAGCAAGUAAAGUGGCAGAGCCAGGAAGAUAACCUGGGAAUCCUGGAUCCCAGUCCCGUGCUCUAACUACUAGGAAACACUCCCCCUCUGAAUACACAGCCUCUCUCUGUUCCCUGCCCCGAUGAACGUCUGCACUAAGUCCAAGGCUUGGAGUAAUUUACCUGAAGAGUGAUACCAAUUGGAAACCACUGAAGAAACUCAAGACAGCUGAAAACCAGAAGGCGUCUGAGGAGAAUGAGAUUACUCAGACGGGUGCAUGCAGCGCCAAGCCGGGCCUUCCCUGCCUGAACCUUGAAGCUGUUGCGUCUCUGAGCCCGGCCCUCGUCCACUCACCACAUUCACCAACAAACCUGCACGCACACACAGGGUCAUCUGAUUGUAACAUCAGUUGCAAGGGGAUGACAGAGCGCAUUCAUAGCAUCAACCUUCACAACUUCAGCAAUUCUGUGCUCGAGACCCUCAACGAGCAGCGCAACCGUGGCCACUUCUGUGACGUGACGGUCCGCAUCCACGGGAGCAUGCUACGCGCCCACCGUUGUGUGCUGGCGGCUGGCAGCCCCUUCUUCCAGGACAAGCUGCUGCUGGGCUACAGUGACAUCGAGAUCCCCUCAGUGGUGUCAGUCCAAUCCGUGCAAAAGCUCAUUGACUUCAUGUACAGCGGGGUGCUGCGGGUCUCGCAGUCAGAGGCCCUCCAAAUCCUCACAGCUGCCAGCAUCCUGCAGAUCAAGACUGUGAUUGAUGAGUGCACAAGGAUUGUCUCGCAAAAUGUGGGGGAGGUCUACCCGGUGAUUCAGGAUUCUGGCCAGGAGACACCCAGGGGAACACCUGAAUCAGGCACCUCGGGGCAGAGCACUGACACAGAAUCUGGCUACCUGCAGAGCCACUCGCAGCACAGUGUGGACAGGAUCUACUCAGCCCUCUAUGCCUGUUCCAUGCAAAAUGGCAGUGGGGAGCGCUCCUUCUACAGCGGGGCUGUGGUCAGCCACCAUGAAACAGCCCUGGGGCUCCCCAGGGACCAUCAUAUGGAAGACCCCAGCUGGAUUACCCGGAUCCAUGAGAGAUCACAGCAGAUGGAGCGGUACCUUACGACCACUCCAGAGACCACACACUGCCGUAAGCAACCACGCCCUGUCCGAAUUCAAACCCUGGUGGGCAACAUCCAUAUUAAGCAGGAGAUGGAGGAUGACUAUGACUACUAUGGCCAACAGAGGGUGCAGAUCCUUGAGCGCAAUGAGUCUGAGGAGUGCACUGAGGACACUGACCAAGCAGAAGGCACUGAGAGUGAGCCCAAAGGGGAGAGUUUUGACUCGGGAGUCAGUUCCUCCAUUGGCACUGAGCCCGAUUCCAUGGAGCAGCAGUUUAUGGCUGGCCUGGGCCGAGAUGGGCAGCAAGAACCUUCCCAAGCAGAUCAAACCGACAUCCCUGCUGACGGCACUCAGCCUCAGCAGCAGCAGCAGCAUGUAGAUGCCAACUCUUCCUCGCCAGAGAGAAGCAAUGACGUUGAAAUGGACAGCAAAGUGCUCGCAGUCAAUAACAGCACUGAAAAGGGGGCUUUGCAGCCUUCUGUCAAUACAACUGUUGCCCAACCAUUGCCAACCACACAGAUCUACUUACGCCAGACAGAAACCCUCACCAGCAAUCUGAGGAUGCCACUGACUCUGACCAGCAACACUCAGGUCAUUGGCACAGCUGGCAACACCUACCUGCCUGCCCUUUUCACCACACAGUCUGCUGGCAGUGGCCCUAAGCCUUUUCUCUUCAGCCUGCCCCAGCCCUUAGCUGGCCAACAGACACAGUUUGUCACAGUGUCCCAGCCUGGCCUGUCAACCUUUACUGCCCAGCUGCCAGCCCCACAGCCCCUGGCCCCAUCUGCAGGCCACAGCACAGCAGGUGGGCAGGGCGAAAAAAAGCCUUACGAGUGCACUCUCUGUAACAAGACUUUCACCGCCAAGCAGAACUACGUGAAGCACAUGUUUGUACACACAGGUGAGAAGCCCCACCAAUGCAGCAUCUGUUGGCGCUCCUUCUCUUUAAAGGAUUACCUAAUCAAACACAUGGUGACGCACACUGGCGUGAGGGCAUACCAGUGCAGUAUCUGCAACAAGCGUUUCACCCAGAAGAGCUCCCUUAACGUGCACAUGCGCCUCCACCGCGGGGAGAAAUCCUAUGAGUGCUAUAUCUGCAAGAAAAAGUUUUCCCACAAGACCCUGCUGGAGAGGCAUGUGGCUCUGCACAGCGCCACCAACGGCACACCUGGAGCCACGGGCACUGGCACGAGGGCCGUCCCUGCUGGGGUGGUGGCCUGCACGGAGGGGACCACGUAUGUCUGCUCUGUCUGUCCAGCUAAGUUUGACCAAAUCGAGCAUUUCAACGACCACAUGAGGAUGCAUGUGUCAGACGGAUAAGUAGAAUCUCUCUCUCUCUCUUUGUUAUGAACAAAAAAUAGAAACAACAAAAAAAGCUAUGGCACUAGAAUUUAAGAAAUGAUUUUUGUUUCAUUUUUACCUUUAUUUUCCUCCUUUUUUUUGGGUUCGUUUCGUUUUGUUGUUUUUGUACUACAUGAAGAACUGUUUUUUGCCUGCUGGUACAUUACAUUUCCGGAGGCUGGGUGAAUAAUAAUUUUCCCAACCUCCCUCGGAUGGUGGCCUUAAGGCCAGGUAGUGCUUCAUGAGCUCCACUGGUUGGAUCUCUAGCUACUGGCCUCUAAAUACAACCCUUCUUUACUACAAAAACAAACAAAAAACACAAAAAAAACACAAAAAAACAAAAAAAAACAGACAGAAAAAAUAAAAACAAAAAAACAAUUUCUUUUUUUCUCACUUGUGAAGAGCACUACAAAAAAAACAAAACAAAAUAUAUUACAAAAUCUACAAGGCCUACUGUCGUUAUAAGUACACCGCUCGCAGUGUUUCAAUGGACAUAAUUCACAAUUCUGACCGCUUUUGGACUUCACAGUAUCCAGUUAGAACUGUGGAAUAUUUUGCUUCUGGUUGAACAGCAACCAGAGGAAACAAGGCCCUGCUGGUUUCCACCACGUGUCUGCUUUCUCACACACACCUGCAUCCGCAAACACACACAAAAGGGCUGAGGGGAGUGCAAGGCAGUGUGGCUUGGACAGUGGGGAGUCCCUGCAGGAUGAGGAAGGAGAAUCAGAGGUUCCUCACCUGGAUUCUGCUCCAUCCCACGCUGUCUGGCUCACCCUCCCCACUGCUUUUCCCAUACCACCACCACCACCUUACAGCAGAAACCAAGAAGAGUCAGACAACGAGCAACGAUGGCUUUUUGUAAUUUAUUCAGUGUCUUCGCUGAGCCCAGGGCCUCAGCACAAUCAAGAGGGACUUUCACAGAAGGCAAAGAGAAACACAGAGGAAAAUCAAAGAUAACAGAGGUUGCAACCUAUGGAUCUAGGUACAAGAGAAGGGUUAGUUCCCACAAUCUUUGCAAAAAAAAAAAAAAAAGUUAAAUCAGGAUUUAUUCUUGCGGAAGAAGGAGGAAUAGAGGGUGGGUGGGGAGGGGAGUAAUAAUUUAAAAAAAGAGUUCUUGGGACUUUUUUAAUUCAAAAUUUUAUAGAGGGGCAAAAGUGACGUUUACCAGAUAGAAUGCUGAUUUUUUUAAUAUAUUUACAACAGUAUUUGUGUAAAAAAACAAAAAAAGUGAGAUUGUUAAAAGUAAUUUUUCUUUGUUUUCUUUUUUGUUUUGCAUACACUGCCACUAAUAUCUUCUCUUUUAUUAUAUAUAUGAAUAUAUAAAAAUAUAUAUUUUAUUUUAAAUUGAGACUGUUAAGGUUAGCUAACCUGCUUCCAGAUAGAGGGGGGGAGGGGAGAUGAUCUUGAUUUUUAUUUUAAAAAAGAGGAAGAAUGUUUCUUAAUUUUCUUUUCUAGUAUUAUUUUCUCUCUCUCUCGCUCUUUCUCUCUCUCUCUCCCCCUCUCUUUUUUUUUCUAAUGGAAUCAAGAAUUACCUGGGUCGAUGAGAGGCUCUGUGAAGUCAUCUGUGAGAUUAUCUGCUAGAGUUUGUGCAUCCUGCAGUAUCAUUUGAACUGCUACUUUGUUUUUGAGUUAUGUGGUUCUCUUUUGGCUCUUACUGAGGUUCCGUUAUUUCUUUUUUUGGCUCCAGCUCAGAUUUCUGUUCAAGGGAGGUUCCUUUUGAGAAAGAGAUUUUCUAGCGAUGUUAUAGUCUUUUUCUUUUCCUCCUUUUUUCUUAUUUGAAAAAAUAAUGAAAGUUUUGGAAAUGUGUAAUAACUAUGAUUUCCCUUCUUUUUCAUCACUGGAGAAGAAUUAAUCUGCUGUAUUGUUCUCUCAUCCCUGCCUUGCUCGCUAGAGAGCUUCCAUAUUUGUGUGGGAAUCCAAUCCUGCCCCUGUAAUUUGUGCUGAUGCCAAAAUAACUUAAUAUUUUACCAUUGCAAAUAAUCUUCCCUUCUUCAUUUGCAAAAAUGUCUAACUUAAGGGCCACAUCCCACAUUCUCUGCAUACCCACCUAUGCAAGGAAUGUAGGAUCAGUGUGAAAGAUUGAUUCCUGAUCUGCCUAUAUAUGUUGGUGUUUUGUAUUAUGUUUUAUUGUGUUUCGGCUGGUGUUCUCCCUAGUCUUCUGUGUAUCUCUGUGAGAAUUUUUCCCCCCAAAGCCAACUCCCAAAGUACAUGGGUCCUUAGUUCAGUUGGAUCGGUGUCUGACACUAUCUUUGUCUUGCUUGAAAUCUUAGGAUUUGCACCAGCUGCACUCUGGACUUUAUAUUUUAGGCAGAGAAGAAGCACCUAAUAAAAAUAUGCAAAAAGAAAAAAAAGAAAAGUUGCUAGUUUAGCUUUUACAUGUGUCUAUAUUUAAAUUAAGCUUUCUUAAGUUUACAAAAUGUUGCUUGUAAACACUGAAUAUUUCACAUGAGGCAUUCUUUUAUGCUGGACAACUUUCUAAACAAUGAAUCAAUAGAUUUCCACAUAAAAUCUUGAGUGUUCUUUACACCUGCAGCUUUUGUAUCAGAUGUCUGUGAUUCAGCACAGGUAACCUUGUUGCUGUGUUCUAGACCUGUUCCAUUACUGAUUUAUUAUGGGAAAAAAACUGACAGAUGAUUCAGUCUCUGAAUUUUUUUGUAACCUGCGAGGUAUUGUUCAGCGGAUCCUAAAUGUUGAAGGCCUGAUUCUCAAUUGCACUAGACAGUGUAAAGAGACCUUGAGGCAAGGGCAAAUGAGCCUCUCACUUGGUAGCACUUUUUUUUGUCACCAAUUUCUUUUGGGUAGUUUAAUGAUUUAAAAAAAUAUCUCCAUUAGUUUGGCUGGGCUAGAGAAGGAGCACAAGUUAGUUAACAAAUAUUAUUCUCAUAGCUGCACUGAUAAAAUCAAUGCAAGAAAUGAAAGGCAAAACCUAAGACAUAGAAAGGGCAAAUUAAUGUCUGCUCUGUAAAGACAUUCUGUACAGAAAUCUGUACAAAAAAUUAAUGUUCUAGAGACAAGGUGGGGGGAGGGGAGAAUGGGAGGUGAAGAUAUACAAAAGGAUUUGAAGGUGUUUCCUUGAGGAAAGUUGGUUGUUUUCUUUUUUCCCGAGAUCUUUGGUAUGAAAAAGUUUUGUGUUCUCCCAUGUAGUUCCAUGAAAAAUUUUAGCCAGCUUCAAAACUAUAGCCGCUCAUUUGCCAUGUGAGGUCUGGGGAAAAGCUGUUUAAUUAGCUGUUGAUAAGUCUUGUGAGCUAAAGUCAAGAUGUAACAUAUUCUGAAAUAUGGCUCUCAUUUCAGAAGAGAUAUGCCAGUACACAUGAAAUAAGAAUUGGGGUUUACAUCCACCAAAAUCCAAAUAUUACAGUGUUCAGAAAGAAAAAUCCUGUGCAAAUUUGAUUCUUCCAUUUUUCAACCUUCCCUAAAUCAAAGAAGCAUCAUCUUUGAAAUGCAGAUUUGUAACACAGCAUCUUCAGUAUUUAAGUGAAUUAAAGAUCAGUUGUGACUGAAUGAAAGGUGCCAAUUAAAAAGUAAACAAACUUCUUAAAGUAAAGCUAAGGCAUCUGAGACUGAAUUUUAAAUCACUUGUCAAAGAGUUUAGGCCAAGGUUUUCACAAAUGGCUGCCUGAGAUAUUAACUGAUUUUAUUGAACUUCCAGGCUUAAAAAUAAGUGACUUGAUUUUGUAAAGAGAAGGAGGAUCUGGCAGCUUGACUACAAAUGCAGCUGAAAUUGCUCAUCAGGUCACUUAUUUUUUAAGUGCCCCUUUAUGGACUUAGGAGGUCAGACCUCAACCCCUUUACCUUUUAAAAUGUUCAGUUCUUGUUAAUAAUGCUUCCUGCUGUCUGUAGAAACAACUACAAUAUCCCAACAUUACUGGUAUUUCUAAGCUUCAUGUAUUGCUACUAUGUUCCUUAGCAGAAAGAAUACCUGUAAUAUGCUAGUAAUCACAAUGAUCUACAAACUGCUAGUGACACUGAGUGCAUCUGUCUCAGCAUGCUUGAAAGGCUUGCUUCAAAAUACCUGAUAAAAUGAUGUGGAUGAAAAAGAGCAGACUGUAUCACAUCCCUCUGAUGGAGCAUGAAAUAUCCUGCAUUCCUUGAGCCUGAUUCUCAAUGUCCCUAAAGCUCCCUUUGUAUUGCUUUGGCAAUGGAAAAGGGCAUUAAUAGGGCACAAAUACAAGCAUAUGAAUCAAGGCCUCUCUACAAGGCAAAAGUGCAAUAAAAGAAGCCUUAGGGUAAAUGAGAGAAAGUGCCUUCUCUUACUGCUGCUGAGGCUGGUGAAGUCAAUCCAAAAUGUAAGAACGGCCAGACCAAAUGUGCCCUAUGGUCCAUCUGGCCCAGUAUUCUGUCUCUGGCUGUGGCUGGUUACACAUGAUUUGGAGGAAAAUGAAAAGACCGUGUUGGAUAAUUGUGAAGUAAUACACCUAAGGGAGAAAAAUUAUCAGCCUCAUUAGUUAUAUAUCUGCUUUUAGCCUAAAGACAUGAUAAUUUAUGGCCUUAACUUUUUAUGCCAUAUAGAAGUAUAUUGUGGCAGAUGAUCUCACUAUCCUGUAGAGAUCUAGCCUAUUAAUUGCUAGGCGGCCCUAGUGGUAUCCUGUGGAAGUGAGCUCCGCAGGUUAAUUACUGCCUUGUAGAAAAAAAGUGUUUCCUUUUCAGGUUCAGUUUGUUGCUGUUCAUUGAAACUGCCCCUGUUUAUGUAUUAUAUGAAAGUAUAAAUCGAAGGACCAAAAUCUGUCUUCUCUUGCCCAUUCCGCUGAAGUCUGCCUCUCUCUGGGAAAUCCGAAUCCGCAAGGAAUGCAGGACCACAACAUCAGUCUCUGCUGAUCAGUAAGCAGAGGAUAGCUUUUGUGUGUGCGUGUCUGGGGUGUGUGAAUUAGUGAGGUUCGACUACAAUAAUCUCUUGCAUAGGCGUAGCAGGUGCAAGUCAUAAAUAAUGAGAACAAAGCAAGAGAAUACAUCACUUUUUAGAAAUUUUAGUAUGAUCAUUUCAAGCUGGUACCUUCUCUCACAAAACUCCUAACACUAUUAAUAGUCUCUUAUAAGGGGAAUAGAUGCAGACAUUUUGCAGGAGCAGCUCUGGGGACGAUUUUUCAGCUUCCCCUAGGCUUGCUUCUGGCCCAUGCUAUUAGCUAUUUUCAAAACCAGCCCAAAUUCACAGUAAGCUAAAAGGGAAAUGUAGCAUUUAAUGAUAACAUUGACUCCCUAAGAGAAUGAGAUUUCCCUUUGCCCUAAGAUCAAAGAGGGCAAGUGACAUCCAUUUUUCUUAGUUAAUUUGAUUUUUCAUCCAAAGGAGAGAUGACUAAUAACCAGUACACCAUCAGCCCCUUACUUCUUACCUAACCCGAAACUGAUUGAUUUCAGUCGACCUUGAGGUACUUGAUUAAUCCUGGAUCAUUUACCUGGUGGAGAUAGAAAUCUCCUGCCUUUAGCAAGUAUGACGCUAGCAUGCCCUGCCUCUCUUAGCAGUGAAACCAAAAUCCCGUAGGGAGAAGGCACAAAAGAUACUCUUUGCAGGAUAGUUGAAUCCAGCCCAAGAUCAGAAGCACCCAAGUCAUUUCAAACAUAACCAGAUCCCCUGUAUGCCUGGUACUACAGAUCUGUGACCCAUCUGACAGUCUUAUGCUAAGGUAUUCUCCAAUUCUCACUGCUGAAGAUGACUGCUGCUCAAAAAGACAUACAGUAUUAAUUUAAUAUCUGGUGGCUGUUCUGUCAAGGGAAACUAGACCUUGAUAAUCCAUGCCUUUCGCUCUGGCAUCCAGCUCCUGUGAGCUAUUGAAAUAAAUCAGAUAGAAAUGAAUCAGCAGGUACCUAACUGAAGCAGCAUGUGAUCAGCUGAAGUGUAAUAGCUGCUUUUCAUAUUCCCCAAUUUGUUUUUACACUUGCUAUGAAAAUUCCUAAAAGAGAUAAAAUGUGAUGAGAACUAAGACAUGGCCCUCAGAGGUUCUGAGCCUCUUCAGCUCCCAAGAGACUUGUCACUAAGUAGGAUUUGGCCCCUAAAUGAUCACAACUCUCCUGAAGGAAGGCAUAUGAGAGAAACUGUUGACAGUAUGCUAAGUCUGGAGUCUUGAGUUUGUAAAUAUAGUGAAAACCCUUCCCAACCCUUGAGUGUCUCCUUGACAAAAACCAAAAUCAAGAGGAAAAUCCUUGCAGAGGGGCAGAUACUGGAAAUGACAUGUUUCUGCAGCAUGCUCCAACAGCCAAGUGUAUGAAAGUGGCCUAAUGCUAGAUUCCUGUCUGUUAGGGGUAUGUUCUGCCCAUGCUAAGUCAGUGUUACUGCUGCUUUCUGUUAACUUUGUUAUUUGUCCUGCUAGAAGUAAUACUUGAGGUCUGAGUCAGCUUCCUCCAAAGUCACUGAGUGAUCCAGUUGACUUCAGCAGGAGCAAAGGAGUCCCCAGAUUUAGACAGAUGACUGAAGUGGGAAAGAGAGUUUUAGGUGGAAUAGUUGUAUGUGUAUAUUGUUUAUAUAUAUAUAUAUAUAUAUAUAUAUAUAUAAAAAUAGAGUAUGUGCAUAUUGUUCAAAUUAAUUCAAACAAAACCAAGGGGCAGCUUAUGUUUUCUUCACUGUAGAACAGACAGAUGUGGUCCACAGAUAUGACACUGAGAGAGGGAGGACCUGUCUAAAGUAAGAAUGCUUCACUCUAUUAGACCUAUUUUUGCAAAAAUCAAGGAGGAGUAUUUGUUUUGUUUUUCUAAGAAAGAAUGUAAAUGAGAGAAAGCAUGUGUUAGGUAAUAGUGUAUAUCCAUCUAAUUAUUCCCAGUGUUGAUACCUAAUCAACUAGGUAUGUGCCUCUUGGAACAGAAAAAGUAUUAUGCAUUCAAUAUUUCUAUUUUUGAUGUCCCUGCAGUAUAGAGCAGGAAUAACUCUUAUGAAGGCAGUGGAGUUACACAAGUCCAUGAUUUGUGGGAGAAGGAAAGAAGGAUUGGUUCAUUGUGUAUGUCUGUCUGUAUCUGGACAUGCAACCACUCUAAAUUAAUGUUUAUAAUCACUAGGAUAGUGUUAGGUAAUUUUCAUCCAAAAUUUAUGUUUCUACUGAAAAAAAUAAAAAGUUAAAUAUUAAUAGAUUUUUUUCAUGAUAAAUUUAGCAGUGGUACUGACUUCUUGUCUCAUUUAAGCCUCUACAUCAGUGCUUGAUCCCAGGUGCUAGAAGAGAGUCCAAGCGUAGGAGAAGCAGAGUUGAUUGAUCUACUAUGAAUAAGGUAAAAAAAAAGUAAAUCAGACCAGGAAUGUGCUUUAAGUCACUACUUAAGUUGCAAUUGGUAUCUCAAGUAAAGAUGUUUGUGGGUUUAUUACAAAAUAAAAUGAGUCAGACUCAACCUAACCAUAACUCUGAUGAAGCCACAUCAGCAGAAGAAUUAGUCAUGGUUUUUAACAUGCUAAUUCCCCCCAGAAUUAUUGAGUGAAAGCAUUUAAAAUAAUAACAAAUUUAAGAGAGGCAGAACUCUGCUAGUAUGCUUCUUCUGAUAGCAUCACAUGAUUACAGUUUCUACUGCCAGAACUAAACCUACUUUACAAUCUCACUUCCCUCCCCAGCACUCAGUGAACAGAGAUUUAGUGCACAACCACCUAUGCCCAAGGAAGGCUCUUAAUGUUUCCCUUUAUCUUGAACAGGGUUCUGCAAUAUAUACAGCAAGUAAAGAGGAAUAGGGAGAAAGAAAGGAGUGCAACAUUUUGGGGUAACAUGGAGGUAAGCAGACCAGGAAGGUAUUCCAAGCACUCUGUCAACUUGGGUUUUAACACCCCCCCCACACACACACACACACACAAUUUACACUUUUGUCCUGAGCAACUAAUGUGAAUUCUGUCCCUACAAGUAUUUUUCAAAAACCAGAACACCGUAAGAUAUUUCUUUAGGAAACAAAUACACUGCAGCCUCAUACACAAUUGCUGCCUUAAAAAAGAAGUGCAUCUGAGCAGUUUGGAAUGUAGUUAUGUUUUUUCUGUAGCAAGGUUUCAUCUUAAACAUUCCCUUCGUAUGAAAUGCAUUAUAUCAUGUUUUCCUUUUUUAGGAGGUAGGGAAUAAGUCAAGAAGUAUUAGUGAUGCAUCGUGGACUUUUUAUAUUGCAUGGCGCUUCUCAGCUGUUUCUUGCCUUCAGUUAUGGCAUCAGGUUUGGUCCUCUUCCAAAAUGGUCACCUCCUUUUCAGGGGGUUGGCAUCAGCUCCCUGUAAAACAUGGGAGGAUAAAUCAUGUUCCUAGGCCAAGCUUUCACUUGAAUUUAAUAAUGUGAAGAUAAGGCUUUGUGAUUUGACUACUGACUCCAGGCCCAUCCCUGCCAGUGAAUUCAUAACAGAGAAAUCCAGUGAAAAGCUGCUUCCCUGUGACAAAUUCAGUUUUUAAUUUCUAUCAGUUUUUAAUUUCUGUCAGUGCAACCUGUAUUGCCCUUUUCGGAUUUCAUGCAUGUCACUGGAGAAAUAUGUAAGCCGUUCUAUUGUUUCAGUUGUGAUUUUUUUUUAAGAAAAAACAUUCUAACAAUAUCCUUUUGCUGCAGUAAUAUCAUUAUACAAAUAAAUGAAGCAUGGCUAUCCCAUCAUGUGUGAGAACUUCUAUCCAGUUAAGCCCGUCAGGUCCAUUUUUGUUUCCACUCCUCAUGCAAUCUUUAUUAGCCCUUAAGCCCUCUUUGUGGUGCAAAGUUUCACACCCAGUCAUGCAGCCACAGCCCAAGUGUCUCUAGUAAAUGUUCUAAAUCAAGUUUCGCUUAAGUAUUACUUUAUUACCUUUCAGAAGGUCCCAGUGGGGCUUAUCCUGCUGGAGGCAUUGGUACCAGUGUAGCAAAGCAUUUCCUGCUUUAGCUGUGUUCCAAAUAGAACUGUACUCUUCUGCAGUGUGCACACUUCAUACAGUUGACUUACUGAUUUUUGCCAAGUUCAGCAGUCAUAUCACACCUGAGGAACAUGCAGAGUGUGAUUAGAUACUUACUGGUUGUGGUCAUCUGUCCUUUUCUGCAGUUUCCUGUUCCUACAAAACAGACAGGUAUCUUUCUGAGAUCCAUAUAUUUGAUUAGGCACCUUGUCUACUUCAUUUUGUUCCUUUUGAUUUUGACAUCUGGAUAUUGCCAUGUUCUUUGUUGAUGCUUAUAGAGUCUCCUAACAGCCCCCACAUGUUGAAUAUAUGCUGUUCAACUGAAAACAAACAUGACGUUCAGUAGGUGUGAUUAAAUUCACACAACUGUUUAGUACCCUGUAAGGCAUCACAGCUUUUGUAUUCUCAUUCUUCCCAUGAAGUCCUUUAGGCAGUUUUCAUUUAUCCCAUAUUCUGUGGGUAUCUGUGAGGUCCUUGAAUAAAGCUGAAUUAUAUGCCUGUGUGUGUGUGUGUGUGUGUGUGUGUGUGUGUAUGCAUGCAAAUGUGUGUGGGAGUGUGCGUGCGUGUGUGUGUAUGUAUGGGGUAGCUAGCUGUCUCUUUCUCGCCUUACUAAUUGGGUUGCUAAUUGGGUGUGAGGACACACAUGGAUCAGGAAAAAGUUUAAACGGAACAUGGUUGCAACAUUAACUGUGAAGCUCUUAGCAUGAGUCUGUAGUUCAUUACUUGUACAGUAUGUAUGCACACAUAUAUUCAUAAAACACAUUCUGUAGGUGAAGUUCUCUUAACUGGAUGUUUGCCCAAAUAAGACAUCGUUUAAAGCAUGAGUAAUGACUCCAAGAUUCAGUCCAGUUUAUUUUUGUGAGUACGUGUACCCACUCUGCAGGGAAGGUCAAAGUGUGCCUCUCAGAGCCUCAUGUGGCCUUUCAGCCACAAAAUAAAUAAAAUAGUCCAGCUCAGCGAGCUUCACUAACAGAAACAGAUAUCUAUGAGGGCUGACAGCUCUAGAACUACACUGUUGAGUUCAGUCACUCAUUUCCAUUGAAUUGCAUCAUGUUCAUGUGACAGAGGACUAAAAAGCAAGCCAUAUAAUCUGAACUUGCCUCUCGGCUCCAUUAAAAUAACAGUAAAAAAAAAUCAAGUCAUUAAGCAGCAACACAGUGUAUUGAUAGGACAAGCACUUAAAAUAAUCAAGGUAUAGAGUCUCAAGUCUUAUUUCCAAAGCCUUGUGUAAAACAGCUCUUUCCCCACCUCAUGGACUCUACAGCACAUUGGCUAUUGAAUAGCUUUGCAAGUGAUCCAAACAAUCUGGUCAGAAUGUGCAGUGACUAACAAUUAAGUUUCUCUCUUGAAAUCCGUGUGGCCUUUGCCAAAAUCUUUUCAGGAAUAUAUGUGUUUAGUGUGUCUAGAAGACUGGUAGAUAGUCAGAAGAAGAAGGAAUUGGUCAGUGAGAGUACUGAGCAUCUAAUCUGUGCAAACUGCAGGGUUUCUAGAACUCAUUUUGUUCUCAUUUAGUUAGUGGGCUGAAUAAAUACGUUUAGCUACAGCUGCCGAUUUUGGGAGCAUGUGGCCCUAAAAUAAUGUUAGUCUUUUCACUCCAGAAUUCUUUGUCACAUUGGGGGAUUGUCCUUUUCACAGAAAGAGUUAUUGGGGAUUUUUUGGUUUUGUUUCUUUCAUUUUCACUCAUGCAAAGUUGAGUAAAUCUUAUUCCUCUUUGUGUAUUGGUGGCAUUUCCCUUCCCCUUUUGAGUAAGAUGAUAAAUGCAACAGUUUUGGCUGGUUGGUUUUGGGUGAGUUUUUUUGGUUUGGGGAUGUUUUUGGUUAAAUGUACAUUGUCUCUCUAUAGUCAAAAUGUCUGUGACUGUAACAGUAUGUAUUUCUUUUACUGGAAAAAAUAGACUUUUUUGGUUUUUGUUAACAGUACUAGUGACUUUGUGGAAAAUGACAAGUUGCUAUUUAGAUCUGCUUAGUUAAGUACAGUACACUACAAUACAGUAUUUCUGAAAGCUAGAACAUACAGUACACAAUAUAUAUAGCAAUUCUAUAUCAAUAUAUAUACAUAGUAUAAUCAUUUAACUUUUGCAUCUGCCUAUGAUCAUAGAAAAAUUAUUUUUCACAGGUAUCAUUCACAAUCCAAUCAACUGCUGCAGCUAUUUGAAGCAUUUAGCAAUCAUUAUUACAGCUCUAGUGUGCUUUUCAUAUUAUUGGCUUCUUUACUUGUCUUUAAAAGAUUUUUUCAGGCUUUUUUAAUCUCUAUGUAGCAAGACGUAGGAAAAUAACUUUUUUUUAAGAAAAGGUAAAACAGUAUUAGGCUCUACAAAAAGUUAGAGAUUAUUCCCUGCCAUCCCUUUCAUAUCAGAAGAACAAUUAAUCGAAACAAUUAAGAUUAUCUAUUAGCUCUCUUUGGCGAUGUCCCAUUGUUUCAUUUGUGAAAGUAUAUGUCAGACUUCUAUUACUGGCCUUGGAGAAAGAUGCCGUAAGUGAUCUUUCACUCUUUCCAUAUUCUGUUUCUUAAGAGUUUUAAGAUUUCCUAAAAUCUCCACCACAGUAAUGUGGGGGUAGAAGAACAGUAUUGUCCGUGCAGUUAUUCUGAAUGUGGCCAGUGGAUUUUGACAGGAAUAGGAUACAAAUUACCUGCACCCCUUCCUGUUAAUAUAUUCCAGCUGCAUCUUUACUUGUCCACUUGAUCUUCCCCAUUUUCAAAUGACAACAACCUCUAGCAGGUUUGAGUUUCAAUUCAAAAAGUUUCCAACUUUUGUUGGAAAGUGUUGCCUCUUUUUUGUCUUUGCACAAUGUUCCUGUUGAUUUUGAAGUUUGCGUCAGUCCCAGUGGAUUUUCAUUGUCACCACAGAGCUGCUGAAAAAAAUGUGACAAGGAUUAUGUCAGCAUCCAGAUCCAAAUAGUCCAGAGAAAGCUGAUGGACACCCAAGCUUCAUGGCUCAGGGUAUCCUUUCUGUGUUCUCAGCUUGCAACAGAUGGCCCAAGCAGGAAGUCUGGAUCCAAACUUCUUAAGAGUCCAAACUUAAAAGAGCUUGGGAAUUUACAUUUGCUUUUUUAGUUCAGGUGCAUCUCAGCUGACUUUUAUUUCUUUGGAUGAUAAUGUGCCACUCCUAAAUGAAAAUGUGCAAAAUCAAGUGGAUGGAGGCUGCAGAAGAGGUAUUCAUUGUACCUCAUUUCUCUUAACUGUAAAAGUUAGGAGAAAUGAGAGAUGGUCACAUCCAUUACAAUCUGUGCUCUCAUUGAUAACGAGAAAAUCUGCAUCACUGCAGAUCAGUAAACUUAAAACUGGUUUUGGAGUCGGAAGAGAGGGAAAGAGCCACAUCCAUAUAAUAAUAGGAAGGGAACUUCAGGUGCAGGAAUCAGCAAGUACUGGCUUUCCUUACAUAGUCCUGUCAUCUGCCAUUUGCACUUACAUGGAGGCCACUACCACAUCUUGUUUCUUUCUACUUGCAGUUUAAAAGUCCUGGUCUUCCAGCAGUGAUUUCUAAGUCUGGCUUUUCUUUAUUCUGUGUAUAUCCAUUUGUGAGGGAAGAAAGAGACUAUCCUCUCAAUAUUAAUUACACAGGUUACAAAACUAAAUUAUGAAAAGGAGGAUUUUUAUUCCAUUAAUCCAAACAGGUGCCAUUUCCCAAAUUAAUUCCAGUUAGCUGCUGCAACAGAAUGCUGAUUUGGUGGUCCACAAUUUUGUUAUCAUGGACUUUGCCUUUUCCUUUGCCUGAUUUCUAAAUCAUACACAUUUUCUUAGAGAGUGAUCUCCCUUCACUGAGAAUGCCUGAUCAUUUAAAUGGCUGCAUACCCAUUCCAUGCUUUCCCUGCUAAUCCUUCGUAAGGUUCGGUAAUUCAUUUAGGAUAAUUACUAGUUAAUAUGUUUCUUGAUUUAACUUCUUUGUUGCCUUUUAUUUUUCCCAAUGCUUUUUUAAGCACCUCAGUUCAUUUUGCAUCUUAUACAGUUUACAGUUUAUAUUUUUAGGCUAAGAAGUGGUUUUACAGACAGGAUGGUACCAAACAGGUAGAUUAUCCACACUAGAGGUUGUACUUUUAGAAUGCAGUGUGUACAGAUACAAUUGCCUAAGGGAAAGUGAAACUAACAAAAUAAUCGGCUGGUGAACACUAUUUUAUACAUAUCUUUAACAUAAAGGACAGUCAGUCAUUUGUGAAUCCAGAAAUCUUGCUUUUUUGAAUGUAUCCUUUCUUUUUCAUUCUCUGAAGAAAUAUUAACCUUGAGAAUUGUGAUAGUCUAAGAAACUCAUUUGAUAUGUGCAUAUUUUUUGCUUUUCUAAGGAGAGAGAAAACAGAAGGUGAUAUUGGCUCUACAGAUUUAUAGAUUCUUGCAUUGGAGACUUUUCUUGACUGAUACAAACAUUAAGGGAAGUCUGUAUCCAAAUAUUAGCUUUAUUCUAGUAUAUGGUUUUCAUUAUUACUUUUGGUUUCCAUCUCUUUAUUGACCAAGUAGACCUUCAGGGCUAAUGCAAGCCAUGGUCUCAUGUUUCUGUGGUCAAUAGCAUUUAUAUUUAGCUCCCUUUUGCACUUCUUUUCUGUGUUAUACAGUUUUUGAGGAACACAACAGUUUAAGUAGGUAACACUGCCAUGGCAAGAGGGAGAACCUUGUACAAGCAGAACAUUGCUCUGUGCAACUGUGCAGGGACAGAAAGGGAUUUUAAAGCUCUUCGCUGCAAGGUUGAAUAAUAACAGAAGGAGAGUUCCCCCCUUGGUGGUGCUUGCACCAAAGACUGGGGGGCCUCCCAGGAGAGAGGAGUGCUUGAACUUUGUACAAGGGACUUGCUCUUCACCCAUGCUGCCUAGAGGAAAAGAUUGAAGCUCCAGCACAUGCUGCUGCUCUUUUUUUUUUUUUUUUUCCAAUAUGAAUGUCUUUUAAAAUGUGUAGUUCUUGUUUAUUGGUGGAAGAGGUGUCACUUUUUCAGUCACUAUAAUCAGAGGUAAACUUGUUCAGAAGUAUCCUCAACAAGUUUCAUUGCCUUUCGGUGUGCCCCAUGUCCUUUGUCCUAAUGCCAGGAUGUAGAUCGGCCUGGUGAAAAACUCAUAGGGAUCCUUCAGAUCCUUCACUUAUUCCCACUAUAUUCGUAUGUGCUGAGCAUUCAGUACUCGGGAUCCUUACUCCAAAGUUCAGAUUCAGAGAAAUUCUUCCUUUGAAAUGAGGCGGUAAACUGGUGGUUUCCCAUGAAUUCCACCCAUAAUCCACUUUUGUCGCCAAACAUAAGAUAUAUGGGCUGCUCAGUUCAGGCAGGGUGUGCUGCAUAACCUCUCCCUUCAGCAUCAGUGAGGUCUAUAUUUAAUGCUGCAGAUUGGUUGGACCAGUUCUCUAUGGGCCAGUUUCUGCAAGUCUGACUCACAUGUGCUCUUUUGUUGGUUUCAGUGUGCAUCUUUUCUGGCAGAUAAAGCAAACAAUCCUACAGAAAGCUACAACAAAAAACAUUUUCAUAUACACCCUUUAAGGUGUCACAGGACUGUUCCCCAUAAUUUAGUAUGUUUCUGUCCUUCAUAAAAGAUUUGAUUUCACUCCACCAGGCACAUUUUGCUUGUACUAAGAGCUUGGUGAUUAAAUAUGCUUUCCUUCUUGCUAGGAGGCUUAAAAAUUUGGUUUGAUCCAUGGUAGCUUAUGUUUAUUUUCAAUAAAAUACUUAAAUAACUAAAUAGUAAGCCACAGCAGCUAGCGUAGAUACAUUUUACACAGCAGUCAUGUUUUCCAUAAUUUACACCCGUACUAUGUCACUUUUCUGUUGACAAAACAAUGUAAAGCAUUUGUGGCAUAAAAGAGAGCUAUGACCCAGUGACAUUGCAGCAGUAGUAUUUAGAGUUAAUUGGUUUUAGCUUUCUAACUACUUUAGCCAGAAGGCGCCUGGCCAUACCUUUUCUGUGAAGGUGAUUACAUAAAAUCGAGUAGGUGAAAGAAAGCUGUUUCUUUGUAAUAUCUGAUUUUAUAACCCCAAAUUCAGAAUAUCCAUCCAGUGAAAUGUGGAAUUGUAUAGCACUGCAGAAAGCUUUUCUGUAGUGUUUUUUUUUUUAAUAUAUGUGCUACUGCACUGUGUAUGCAGGAGAAUGGACGUGAACCCAUGCAGUCUGGUGUGAGCUUAGCCUUUCAGCAAACAUGUAGGACACCCUCAAAGUACAGCCAGCUGAAAAGCGAGAAAAUGUGUUGCUGAGGAUUGUAUUGGCUAAGUUGAUGUUUAUAGACUUUACAGAAGAGCUAACAAGUGUUAACAUUUUCGUGUUUCAUAUAUUCUCUAACAUGGGCAUACCACCGUAACUCUGCACCCAGAGAGAGUGGGGUUAGACACUGGGCCUGUGCAAUGAUUCCAGUGUGCUCUCUUAAUCUUUCAUGAAAGGAUCAUUGCUAACGAUAAACAGCAAAAAUUCUUACGGCCUGGUAUUUUUCUACUUUGGAGAUGAAUUUUCAGGAUCACUGCACCCCUAUGUAGCUUUCUUCUCGUAGACUCCUUUUCUUGUUCCUGUUCAUUUGAAACCCUGUUAAUCAUUUCUGCGCUGGAAAGAAACAGAGUGUAUCUGUGUGUCUGGAGGGGAGGGCAAGGCUUUCCUAUCUUUGCAAGAGAGAGAAAAGGAGGAACCUGUUUCUCAGUUAUUGAUUGCUUUUUUUUUUUUUGGUGGUGGUAUUUGCUUUUGUUUACAUGUUGGGGCAGGCUGCAGUCUUCAGUAAGGGACUGGGAAUGGGAGAAGAGGGAGAAGAGAUGAGGAAGCAUGUGCCUGAGCCUAGAACCCGCAUCAUGCAAUAUUCCUCCAUAUACCGAGUAAUUACAGUGAGAUUAGUGAAGCAGCAGCAAAAUUGUUUCCUCUUUCCAUACAUUUCCUGUUCUAGUUCCUCCUUCCCUUUUGUGGCCCCUUACACUGCUCUAGUGAUUCCCCACACUCCUUUCUAGUUGUUAUGAGGGUUAGAUGGAGGCUUUUGUGGCUGUCCAGACUGGAAUUAAUCUCCAAAUCAGUGAGUAUCCCAAAGUGUUGUGUUUUCCCAACUGAUAUGUUAAUGAGUGGCGAGCCCUGGCAGAUGUUUUGUUUUGUUAAAAGAGAUAGACUAGGGGAGGUAUAGGCCGACUGGGACUCAAUAACCUGCUUGCCUUUGUUAUUAGUGAGCUUUAUUUUGAUUUUCUUAAGUGUUUUCAUUUUUAGGUACUUAAGAGCGUACAUGCCUGUAAUUAAAAUUCCUGCUUUUCCCACCAUUGCCCUGAAAGGACCAUGAAAAAAAUCCUAUAUACACACUAGUUUAUACUUGCAGGGUGGAGGAAGGAGUUGUCCAUGCAUGUGCAUGUCUGCGUGAGAGGGGGAGAACUCAAAUUAGUGUUGAUUUGUCCAUUUGUUUGAGGGUGGCCACAAAGAGCUGCCACUUUGAAGAGUUGAUUGCACUACAGAACCUUAGCCUGGGCACUGUUAGAAUAAGGACUGUAUAUUGGGAACGGGAACACUUUGUAGGUUUUUUAUCCACACUUACACAUGCCCUUUGCUAGGUGUACCUUGCAGAGUUUGCAUCUGACAACUUUGUCUAAAACCACUACUGACUUUUUUUGCUGUAUCCAUUUAGUUCUCUCUUCUUUCUGUAGUCCCUCAGCAAUGACUUGCCUCCUUUCCAUUUUCAGUCAUUUGUCUUAUUAUUUUUUCAAUAAAUGUCCUAUCUACUAAUGAGAACUCUACUUCAAGUGGGAGGAGAGAAAAUGAGGCAUGUGAAAGUGUGGCUGGGAGACUGCAAAUCCGCCUUUGUUUUGGGGCAUUCAUAUACUUUUACUGAGAGCUGAUUUCUUGGGGGUUGGGUGGGGUGGGGAGGGAGUUUGUGCUUUUUUGGUCUGGAUAAGGCUUUUUAUUUUUGCACUAAGUAUGACUGCACUGCACUGCAUUGCACUACUGAAAUGUAUUUACAUGUGGUGGGUUUGGAAGGGGCCAACUAAGCAGGAAGGGAGAAGAGAAAGGGAUAGGCACAGAAAAGAGCAUAUGCCAUAAACCUGACCAGGUUGAGAGAGAACUGGGAUUAUCUCUGCUUUAAGCAGCUAGUCAGACACUGAGGUAGCUGUGUUGGAUAGCUUCUGUCUUUUAUUAAAAGAAAGUAAUGAAAAGCACUAUAACAGAAACUGAAGAGGCAUCACAGGUUUCAAAGUGCUGUAGAUCUUCCCCCCCCCCCCCCCCCCCCUUCUAAGAGAACAUUCUUUGGGGCUAUGAGAGAGUUAGGAAAGCUGCUCAGCAUGAAAACCAACAUAAGGCUUCAACAUGAAGAUACCAGUUCCUAGUUCAGAUGCCAAAACUUGCAGGACUGCUGUCAGAUAGGCCCUCUGGAGAGAGGCUUGACUGAUUAGUAUCCUUUCAGUAUAAGCAUGAUCUCUCAGCUCAAGAAGUGAAGCCACAAAGCAGGCUUACCAAAGGGGAAGGUCACUGAAAAAAAGCACUUCUUUCAGAGGCUGUUAUGGGAACAGUGCAAUAAAAUUUGUUCUGAACGCUCGAUUAAAGAUGUUCUGGUCAAACUUUUGGAGGUAAGGGGAGCAGGAGGAGCAGGACAAGAAAGAGUGGUUUGGAUUUCAGUCCCAUAAGGAAUACUCCUACUUGGGCAAAAGAGGCCCUCUGGCAUAUUAAGAUCUUCAGUCUGAUUUCUCUCCUCAGAUAGAUAGUGAAGCAUUAUGAAGGCUUUUGGCAGGAACCAAGUGGAAUCCUAAGCUGGAAAGUAUUUUUACAGUCAUGAUGCAUGUUGGCCUAUACCUUGGUCAUUAGUUUUGUAACAAACAGAAUAUGAGAAAAAAGAAAACAAUAGUAAUGUGCAACAAAUUCCAUCUCUACUGUAGCUCUUUGUGGUUUAUAAACUCUCAAAAGAUUGUCUUGAAUCUCUUCAAUAAGAUUAUAAUUAUAACCUCCACUGGAAGGUAGAAGAAGAUGAUCAAAAAUGCACUAUAUGGCAACUGGGAGAAGAAUGUAAAGCAUGAGCACAUCGGCUUUGGUCCUGCAGUGUAGGAACCUGCUGUCUAGUGUACACAGAGGUUUCAUGGACAAAAAAAAGAGGAAGGUAGGCACCCAGCUCUUGAGGAAAGUUUAAUGUAAUUGGAUGUUCGAAAGUCUAUUCAUGCCCUGAAUUUCUCCUUAUGCUUGAAGCUAAGACCUUUUGGCUUUAUCAGUACCAAGGAAUGGGUAGUACAGACCUUACACAGGGCCACAUACUGCAGAGCUGAUUGCUGCUGGUCAGUCUUCUUGAGCUGUCUCAUUUGAGAAAAGUAUAAAGAACUAGAGGAGGAGUAACAUACCAGAGGCAGGUCAUGGGUGAGAAGGGAAAAGAGCCUGGGAAGAAGUGAGUCUAUCUGGAACCAAAAAAGACUUUAGGUUUAAGGGUGUGUUUUUCUGGGAAACUCUGAGAUUCCUGCUCUUAGAUUUCAUCCAUCUUGGUUUGAAAGGACUGGAAGAGAAGAUCUAGAGAUAUCCUUGGAUGUAGUGUUAAAUGAUUUACUGAAUGUCUCUUCCCUUGGAAGUGGGCAAGAUAAUGGAACAUGCAGUCUCUUUCUGAGUCAUCUGCAGGAAUCCUACAAGAGAAAACCAUUGCAGGGUCAUCUUCCAGUAAUGAGUUAAUGGAUGCCCAACAAAGCACAGUUCAUUUGAGAGCCAGCAUAAUACAGUGGCAGCAGAGCACAUUUAAUUUGUGAAGUGGUAUUCUCUUCUAUAAGAGUGAAGACAACUACAGAGUCAUGAUAUAGAGGAAAUCAAGCCUGUCUACUGAAGGUAAUUCAGGUUAUGAGCUAAUACUCCCCUCUCUCGUUUAGGUGAGUUUUUGUUUGGUUUUCUUUUUUAAGGCAGCUGCAUAUAUUGCUAUUGUCAGAGUGGGUUUGCAUGGUCAAGGAGGAGUAGUGGACUACUCCAGGAAAAAAGUGAAGCUUAGGGUUUACUGAGCCUGCUGUGUCCAGAGUGCCUUUCCUGCUGUGGUGAAAUAAAGAACUUCUGUAGUUUGAGCUGUUCUGGCUGACUGAUUGCUGCAUAUUCCUCCCGUGUGGUCUGACCUGAAGUCAACCAUAUUUGGGCAAGGAGAGGAACACUGCAUGCUUGCAAUGCUGUGAUAAGAUGCCAUUUGCACUAGUUUUUAAAAAGUACUGCAACCUGAAGAAAUGGGCUUUGAGCCAUGCUCCAAAACUGGGUUUGAAUUCAGUUUAAACCUGAUUCCAGCUAACUCAGUUUCAACAAAAACUUGUCUGGUUCAUGUAAACAAGAAGCAAACCAUUUUUAAAAGCCACAUUCCAGCCUAUGUUCCCACUGAGUUAUAGUACUCAACCAGAGCAGUCCCUGGACGUAAUUGUGAUGGUGUAGUUUUAAUGGCUUUUAAAUAGGUUGUUCCUUUUUACAUGGUCAGUUUGAAACUAGUUUAACUGGAACUGCAUUUAAAUAUAGCACAAACUCAUUUUUUUUUAGCAUGGUGCUAAAGCUCCAUGUAGACAGUGCUUGACUAAGAAACCAAGGAUAACUUGAGGUUUAUUUUAAGAAGCCAAAACAUAUGUUGCUGAUUAGAGAUGCCGCAUAACUUAAUGCCCUAUUUUUUUCUCCAGAAGGAGAAACACUAACUUCCAUAAUUCUCCUCCAUUUGUCAUCCUGCUUCGUUGUCGCACUUUUUUUCAUGAAUGAAUAUCACAUUGUCCAGUGGGCUAGAUCCAAAACAGACCUUCCCUAUACUAUCUGAUCAUCUCGUUUCUGUAUUUUCCUUUCCUAGACACUGACAAGCACUACUGAGGAUCAGCUUCACUUUUUGUCUGGGACUACAUGGUGUAGUUACGGUUCAAUACAAUGUCAGUGAUACUUUCAAUUUUAUGGUAAUUUUGUAGCUUACCCCUGAGUAAGGGUGAGGAAAAUGUUAUUUUUCAGAAGUUCCAGUGAAAAAGAAAAUGCCAGGAAUUGUGGUGGAGCUUCAGACACAGUGCUAUAGCUAAGUUUGUAGGGAAUACUUUUCUGGUGGCUGGUGAUACUGACAUUUACAAAGACAAUUUCAAAGCAAUAGAGAACUUAGCUUUCUCAUCUCUGCUGAACUAAGAGAAUUUAUGCUAACACAAUGACCCCAGACUAACCUGUCAGUAUUCAUCACUUUUUCCGUAAUGGAGAAAGCUAAACAAAUUAUCACAUCACCUUAUGCAGUCUAAAUUUGCUUCUAGACUACUCCCAAAUGCCUGCCAGCCAGCUGUCCUGAUCCUAGUUUCGCACUGGCUGGUGGUUUGUCAGAUCAGCCAAGAUGACCAAGACAUAGCCUUGGCCCCAGCUGGGAGUUUUGUACCUUUCCUUUUCCUUUUGGUUUUCCAUCAGACCAGGAACGCAAUUAGUGGUGAGUAGAUGGCAGAUGAGCUGUUGCUCCGGAUGACAAGAAUGGCAAAGCCAAUUACGACUGAGCUACUCUUGUCCUUGAGGACACCUCUAAAGGCAAGAGACCAGGCUCUGGUUGCUGGAGUAGUUAUAAACCAACAGCUUCUGCUGCUUGCCCCUCUAAACUUUGUUUUGAUCAACUAUGCUGUUGCCCUCAAAUAUGCUUUAUGUGUGAAUGCAGUUGUUUUGUUGUCUGUCUUCUCUCUUCUGCAUCAUGGAUGUGGCACCAACUUACUCUCACAACAAGCUUGGGUUUUGUUUUGCUGUUAUUAUUAAUAUGUAAUUCUACUGUAGACCAAAAAAUAUGAAAAGGAAAAAAAAUCAGUUUCAAGACAUAAAAGACCAGUGAAAGGUGAAAAAUUUAGGAAGGAAAGGUGUGAGAGAAGCAGUGGUUAACUGUGUUAAGUUAGAAAUCUCAGAAUAGCCUUACCUUUUUCUUAACCAAUGCUUACCAAUCAUCUGGUAGUGGGGUUAGAUAGCUUUCUUGGCUCAUUUGUACUUGUAUUCUUUUAUAUAUAUCUAUAUGUAUAUGUGUGUAUAUAUAUAUACAUAUAUAUAAUUUUUGUUUCUUUGUAUUGCUGUUGCACAUCAUGUUGUCUUUUAUAAUGCCUGAUUUUUAUUGUAUUGUACUUUAUCAGACUGUUUCAUUUUCCUUUUGAAGGAUGGGAAAAAUAAUGUUUCCUAUUUGUUUUGAAUUUUUGAGGAAAAAAUGCACUGGAAGUAAACACAAACACAUUUUGCCAUUUGAAAAAAAAAAAGGAAAACACACAGCCACGCAGUGGAAAAGGCUAAGAAAAAGCUCCCCUCUUUUUCCUUAUUAUGGAAGCAUCCUCUAAAAGAUAUGCUAGAAAGAAAACAAACAAACAAGAGAGAAGCCUCUUUGAUCCCAGCUCUGCAAUCUGGAGUAUUUAACACAUUGUUUUGCAGGGUUGGGCUCCUAAAUGGGCAACAGUCAUAAAAUCCAGAGCCACGUGGGGCAAAUUCAGCCCUGGUGCAAGCAGAUGUAAUUGCAGUGAAGUCAAAGGAGCUACACAAAGGAUGGAUUUAGCCACAUGCAUGCAAGCUACAGCUCCCUUCCCUGUAGUACCUAAGUCCCCGCUGCCAGAUUUUAUUGAUGUUGAAAUGGUUGGUCUUUUGGCUGUGUUAAUCGCAUAAUAUCUAUUUAACGUUGUUCAAGGUAGGCAAAACAUUUUCCCCACUGAAUACAUCAGUUCUGGAUGCACCUUUGUGUGACACUUUUUGCCUACCUACUUUCAGCUGUUACCCACUCCCAGCAGUGAACUGAUAUGAUCUAACACUGGUUGAAGAGCUUGCCUUUGCCAGAAAAUGGACUUCAUUAUUAAGCAUAGUAAAACUUUUGCGUAUUUAACUACUAUGAUCCAGAAAUGGCCCUUGCACUUUUAAGGCAUAUGGAAACAUCCUCUCUGUCUUUCAAAAUGCAGCAAGUGAGCAAAACGAGCAAAACCAGCUCUAUUGUCAGUAAAACACUGCGCAUGCGGGCAUGCACACAUGUGCGCGUGCACACAAACACACACACACACACGGUCUGUGGGCUCAUCACCCUGAAUCUUCCCAGACCUUUACAUGCUCUGCAGUGUCCUGUCUCCAUAGUGCCUGCUCGCUUGAGUACAGCGGGACAAAUGUUCUUGUUGAAAGAAAUGCAGAUCAUACAUUUUAAAAGGCAGAUGAUUUUCCUGUUAUGCCAGCAUCUUUGAAAUCCCCAUAUCAACUGAUGACUUCUCCUAGCCUGCUGGCUUUCAAUCAGUUGUUAAACCAUUGGCUUUCUCUGUUUUGUUUUCUAAGGAGGGAAUGUGGGGUGGGGAGGAUAUGGAGUUGUUGUUUAUAACUUCACAGUCCUGAUAGUUGGUUUGUAUCUUCCAUAUUUUAUGCAAAAACAGACAUUAUAAGUCAAUAAAUAAUUGUGCCCUAGACUGAAAGUUAAGUGUUCAGGAAAGGAAAAAAAUGUUUGGCAUUUUUCUACAUUUUUGUGAAGACUCUUUUGGAAAGGAAGGGUACAUAUUUUUGUUGUGUAGUAUUUUCUAUUUUUGAAUGCAUUUUCUUGGUACAAGACUGUUUUGUGGAUUUUUUUUUUUUUUUUUGGUGAACACAUUAUUUAAAAAAAAAGAAAAGAACGAAAAAACUAAUUGAAAAGUUUGCCCUUAAGGAUAUGCUGCAGUUUUGAGGUUUAAAAUAAAUAAAAAACCAUUCAAGGCGCGUGUUAAAAGUUGGGGGAUUGUAUUGUUGGGAGUUUUUUUGUAAUUGUUACAAAAAGAAGUUUGUAGCCACUGCUGUUUAUUUUGUUUCAGAUGAGUAAGUAAAGGGAUUGUUCUUGUGUUAUUCUUUUUUUUAAAAAAAAAAAAGUUAUUUAUGAAAUGUCACAAACACUGGACUGUGAGUUUGUGUGGAAGCGUUUUACCACCCUGUGUCUUCAUAGAGCUGUUGGUGAUCCUGCUUCUCAUUACUCUGUCUUACGAUUUCCUGAGCAAAUUUUGGGGGGAUAGUGGGAGGGAAAGAGGUGAAGUAGAAACUAAAAAAUUUGGAAACCUAAAUGUGGGCCAUCAGCUCUUCUCCUUCUCCUUUGUACCACAGGAGUGAGACAGGCUUACCGUCACUGGUGGAAAAAGAAAAUUUGUGGUAUCCAGAUGUGGCAAGGGGUUACGUGACUGAGAGCAGUGAUGCUCAUAAUGGCCUCUGUAAAUGACAUCCCAGUUUCUCAGUCAACGGCUCCCCUAGCUUGCCCAUCAUCAGGCCAGUGGCUUUUGUGACAAACUUCCCAACCCAAACGAAACCUUGAGGAUGGUUUGCAUUUUCAGUUGCCAGCCCAGCUUUUUUGGCCCCCCUUCAGUGGGAGCAAACAGCAGGGAGCACUGCUCAGUUUGGUCACUGGUUCUUGAUUUGAGGAGAAGUAGAAACUGAAGGUUACCAAAGAGGUGUGCCAUGUGCACAGUUUUGAAGAAUAGGCUUAAAAACACUAAAGUACUGCUCCAGGCACUCAUGGGACCAGAGAAAAGGGAAAGAGGAAGACACCAACAGCCAUAACAAAAACUGGAGAUAUGUAACUGGGCUACUUUCUAGACCAACCACUCUCUUUUUCCUUCCUGGACAAUAAUGCAGCCAAAUCUUGAGACUGUCAAGCAGACAGAAAGCUGAAUGUGGCCUUCAUUUCUCCUGCCUUUCCUUUUUAUUCUCCCUCUUCCUUUGCCCUGAGAAUUCUUCUCAGUGAGCAUCUGCUCCACUGAGCACCUUUCUGCCCUCCACCUAAACUGCCCUCACUUUCAAAAUGUGGGUUCAGUCAGGACUGAGUAAAAUCACGUGCCUUCUUUUUCCCAUUUUAUAAUUAUACCAACCUUCUCCCCUUCCCUAACUUAAAUGUGCGAGAGAUGGAGGAGGCUGUUUAGAAGUGCUACUUGUCUAUGGGUGUCCAGCAAAGCAGGAAGGUGGUGGGGAGAGGAGGGGGAGUGGGGAGAUAUUAUUAACUCCUUUCCCUUUCCACACGUAGCAGGUCUUCCUGAGGAGACACCCUCCACCACCAGCUCCUCAUAUGGUCAUCUCACCCACAGAUCAGUCUUAUGGGCAUGAGAUGGCUUUUGUCUCCCAUUCCUAUUCUGGCCGAGUGAAACACUCACUCUAUCUGAAUUCAUGCCAUUUGCAAGCAGUUACGUUGACAAGACAAAUGCAGUUUGUGGCCUUAUCAAGAUGACUUUAAAACCACUAAAAGAAAAAAAGGCAGCUCAGUUCCUGCCCAAGGUUUGUGUCACUUCUAAAAACUGAGUCCAUAGCAGUUUAGAUUUCUUUAAUCUAAGUCCAUUUUAAGAAUGGUGGCUAAACUGACCAGCCUAGAGCUUAAAUGCUAGACUGUCUGGUCUCACGCUUUCCUUGCUGUAAUUGCUACUGUCUGUUUGCUUUUCUUACUUGCCACUAUAUUCUUGGCUUUAUGAGGCAGGUCUAGUGCUUGUUAAAAGGCAAGAGGAGCCAGUGGGAUCUUGGCUCAUGGAAGGUAGUUGAUGGAUCAUUUUCAUGGAUUGUUUUAGCAGUAGAAGGAUAUACCAGCUGCCCCAGCAAAUGCAUAUUAUGAUGGGCUUCCUGCAGUAUUUUUAGGGCCAUUAAACCCCACUCAGUUACUGGAACAGGGCCUAUCCCCAGGUCAAAACCAUAAAGAGAAAAUAGUGAGUGCUAUGGCAUAACGGAAAAGUGGCUUGCAAUAUACAGCUGCUCUUGUGCAAGAGGAGUCUGGUUAAAAGGAUACAGACCCACAUGCAUCCUGUCUCCUCUGCAGACUUGGCCAUUGCACAAAUGAGUGCCCUUGGCUUCAUGGAGGAGGCCAGUUGCACCAUAGAGGCUUUUCUGAUUUUAAGAACUAGUGCAAAGCAGCCCCCAGAUGUGUUCCAGCUGCAAGCUCACUUGCCUGCCAGAUGGGCACUAAGUUUCAUGAGGAGGGAAAGGAAUCCAAACCAAUUACAGGUGUGAACACCUACCCAUGCUGUUAUUCUACAAAGCAGGAAGUGACACACAUUUUUUUCAGAAAUUUACCCUUUGAAAAAUCCAUCUGCAAAACCUGUAUAUACCUGGGUGAUGGGAAUGAAAAAUUCCUCCUUGAUCACUUCCAUUAAAUGAUCCAAUAAAUGAAAAUAUUGUGGACAGGGAACUGGACAUUUCUUCUUUAGGUUAGGCUUUAGAGCCACGGAGGAGCAGCAGGGGAAUAGUGUAGUUAUUCCCCCCUCUCAAUUAAUGAUCUGCAUGUGUGCAUGUACAGGCAAAGGGUAUACUCCUACCAGUCUUUGGUGCUGAUGGACAUUUGUCCAAGGCCUACAUCUGACACAUUUGGAGAACAUAAGAAUAAACCGUAUCACAUGCAAUAUUUAAAAAACAAAAGAGAAAAAAUGGAGAGAGAGGGGAGAGCAGUGUGGGCAGUUAGGAUUGUUAGGGUUGGAUUAUUUUGCGUCUUUUGUAAAACUGUAAUUUCAACAGUGCCUUAUUCCUAAUAGAUGCUGGCACUUGGGACACACACACAAAGUAUUGAUUAAACACAGAACUAGGGAGAGUCAGACAUACAUUUGUAAGACUGAGGUCAUUAAUCACCAAAAUGGAAGCUGUAUUGGGAAUGACACAGCUAUGUCAGAAUUGAAAACAGUCAAGUAUUCAAACUCUAAAGCAAUUUCCCUUCCACCACCUCCUGCCUUCCCUCCUUGCCAAUGGUGCUGCCCAAGAAUAGCUGCCUAUGCUGAGGCCUGUCACUGCCCCAUUUGCUUUUGGCGUUGUCAAGUCCAAGGAGUUUAGCAUAAUCAAGCUUUCUACUUCUAUAGUGUUUUCCAUGGGGUAUGUGAAUGCCAGUUAUUUUGCUUUAAAUGCACUUUAAAAAAAAAUCAAAUCAAAGCUCCAGACUGUUUCAAAUACAUAGGGGAAGAUAGUGCAUAUGUGUUUGAACCCAGUUCACUUUAUCUCCAGUUAAAAAAUACUCCAUGCAGUGUGUAUGUAUAGAACAAUGUGUAUGCAUACAAACACACAUGUCAACCUUAAAUAGCAACAGACUAACCUUUCUCCUUAAGCUCAUGAAACCAGAUGCUACGCAAACACAGCAGCAGCAGAGAAAUUACGGUUGGGCUCUUGAAACAUCACAAAAAAUAAAAACAACUACUUGGUCCUUUCUGUAUGUUCAGUAAUUACAGAAGGAAUUGGAUUGUAAGCAGAAUAAAAAGGAACGGUGCUAACUGAGUGAAUGGGAAAAAAAAAAAAAGAAAAAACUCAGCCCAAUAAGGCAGUUCAACUUUUAUGCUAAUUCUCACAUUGGGUUGGUUUGUUAUGGGUUUUUUUGUUUGUUUUCUAUGAAAAAAUUGCAUUUAAAAUGAUCCACCCACAAAAAAAAAAGCAAACAAAACAAAAUGCAUCCUGCCCUGAGGAAGCUCUUGUUUAUGGAGGACAUCAGAAGUCUCAAAACUCUCGGCCUUGCUCUCACGUACCACAUGCUCAAUCAGUCCUUUUUUUAAAAUGUCUGAAACUGAAAAAAAAAGAAAAGAAAAGAAAAAAAAAAACCUUUUCGAAGCACCUUACGUGGCCAUCCCAUUCCAGGAGUGGGAGCCACCUUUUUUUCUUUGAGCACCUUACUGAUGUGUUAAUGCUAUCUGCUGUCUUUUUGUUACCCGUUGGCUGAGUGGCUGGCUGUUAACAUGCACAUGCACGCGUGCAGGGGCAAGGGUAUGGCUAUGUGCGUGCCGAGUGCAUCCCACAGACACACGGGCCUCUCAACAAAAUGCUACACACGCACACGUGAACGUGCACCCCCCCCCCCCCCCCCGGUGGGUGUCCAUCCAUGUUCCCAUUCCUCACCGCGUUGGUGUGAACCCAGACAGAAAUUUCUUCAUCAGUCUUUGCUCUGUUUAGUGGAAGGAGAUGGGGGAGAAGGGGAGAAGGCACUUCAAAAAAUUAAAAAGAAAAAGCUAAAGGGUUGAGGGAAGAGCGCACACUCGUGUGUACAUGUUAAAAAAAAUGGGACAUUUUCUUCCUGGGGACAAAGAAAUUCCCAGCAGUCAUACAAAGCUGAGUGAAUGGGAAACCGCAUCCAGGCCAAAAUCCUGGAGUCUUUAUAUGGGCAUCUCCACUCGCAGCUUCUGCCCCCUUCUGCUGCAGUCAGUGGCAAUUUUGCCAGAAUAGAGACUUCAGGAUUUGGCCCCAGAAUGGCAGAGAUCUUCUACAGGAGACAGUUCUUUGCCUGUACCAAUGUGUCUUGCUGUGGUUGUAUGUGUUUCUGUACACCCACCCAUCCACACACUCAAACACACACUGAUGCAUGCACACAUACACACCUCUAUACAGACAUCUCUCUAGAAACAUGGUUUGUGACGAUGUGAAGAGCAGGUCAAAAGUUUUGAGGGGUUAAGUUCCUUUUUUUUCUCUCAUUAUACUCUGUAAAUGGUAUGUCAGUUAUCAAAACAAGCAAAUAGAAAAUUGUUAAAAAAAUACCUUGCAUACGCCUUUUCUAUCAAGUGCUUUAAAAUAUAGAAUAAAUACACACAUCCUGCCAGUUUUUCUUACAGUGAGAGUAUCCUUACCUGCCAUUUAAUAUUAGCCUCGUAUUUUUCUCACGUAUAUUUACCUGUGACUUGUAUUUGUUAUUUAAAACAGGAAAAAAAAAGAAAAAAAAGAAAAUUAACUGUAGCGCUUCAUUAUACUAUAUUAUUAUUAUUAUUAUUAUUGUGACAUUUUGGAAUACUGUGAAGUUUUAUCUCUUGCAUAUACUUUAUACGGAAGUAUUACGCCUUAAAAAAAUACGGAAAUAAAUUUUACAAGGUUUCUGUUUUGUGUGGAAGAGUAAUUGAUGUUGCUAAGAAUGAUGUUUGUUUUUUGUUUUUUUUUUUAAUGUUACCAGCACUUUUUUUGUAAGUUUCACUUUCUGAGGUAUUGUACAAGUUCACACUGUUUGUGAAGUUUGAAUAUGAAGGAAUAAUUAAAAAAAAAAAAGACAAAAGAAUGUG
Molecule: messenger RNA, 31043 nt
Organism: Dromaius novaehollandiae (emu)
Lineage: Eukaryota; Metazoa; Chordata; Aves; Casuariiformes; Dromaiidae
Gene: ZBTB20
Product: zinc finger and BTB domain containing 20
Exons: 13
Coding region: 1431-3437 (668 amino acids)
Biological process (GO): regulation of transcription by RNA polymerase II
Molecular function (GO): RNA polymerase II cis-regulatory region sequence-specific DNA binding; DNA-binding transcription factor activity, RNA polymerase II-specific; protein binding
Source: RefSeq, a predicted model, not a curated record